AAAAUACAAAUAGAAAUCUACUAAUAGACUGGGAAAGAGCAACAUUCCUUAGCUGAAGUAACUAAGUACUAGAUUCUAGAUCUAGUCUAGCAGUGACUCUUUCAAACAAGAAUUUAAAAAUUCAGGUAGCCAAGUAAAGGUCUUUUUCUGUCAAUCACUCACCACAAUGCCCUUUUAUAAAAGGGCAAGGGAGACUGAAUUAACAAUCAUGAUCAGAAUUUAUGGGAAAUGUUUCAUCCUAUAACACUCACCACAUCAGAAUGGAAGACCCACCAAAAAAGAAGAUGCACAAAGGGGAGUCAUCCUUUCAAGCAGACACAGGAAGUGAGCUGAUUGAUGACUCCAAGGCCUUUGUGGAGCGCUUUGCCGUGCUCUUCAACAGUUCCAGUUUCAGUGAUGUCCAUCUGCGAGUUGGAGAGCAGAGCUUUUACGCUCACAGAUUUAUCUUGGCUUCAGCUAGCAAAGUAUUCGAGGCGAUGUUUGGAGACUCCUCAGCAUGGGAAGAGAGCAGACAACAAGACAUUCGGCUGGUGGAAGAGGAGGCAUGCCAGGCUGUGUUCUAUGAUUUUCUAAGAUAUUUUUACUCAGCCAGUAUCAACAUGACCACAGAUAAAGCACUUCCUCUCUUGCUGCUAGCUGAUAAAUACAAUGUUCAGUCCCUCCGAAACGCUUGUGUGGACUACAUGAUGAAACAUAUUGAAGAGUUGCCAGAUAAAAAUAAAACUCUGACGUGGUACCAUUACUCUAAACUAACAGGCCCAGAGAAGCUGAGAGACACCUGCAAAAAUUUCAUUGUGUCAAAUUUUAGUGUUAUCCUUGAUGCGCCAGAUUGGGUGGAGAUGGAGAGGGAGGAGCUUGUUGAUUUUAUUGGCAUGUCAGAGCUGUGUGUGGAGUCUGAGAAGAAACUUUGGGAAAAGGUGGAGCAGUGGCUAAUGGCAGACAACAACAUGGAGUUCCGUAAGGACAAUGUGGAAACCAUUGUCCCCUGGCUGCGCUUCUGCAAGAUGACCCCCACUGAACUGCUGACCAUUGAGUCUUCUCCACUAAUGCCUCAGUUUUCAGACAUUCUAAAAGAGAAAUUAGCCGCCGCCUAUAGGUUCCACUCACUGGCCAGUAAUGGCAUAUUCCUACCAUCUGAGCAAGUGCCAUACAGGAACUACACCUCUCCUAUGUAUGGGAUGAGGUUUUUGUUUGAACUCAAGAGCUAUGCCAAUAUUCCAAAGAUAGAGAGCAGAGUUUGUUUGUCUUGUCAAGUUCCUUAUCUCCCCUGCCUAGAACCUGAGAACAAAAAGGUAACCCACAAUGCUCAGUUUCAAGUAAACUUCUACCCGAAAGGCCAUUUUUCUACAAUAUCAUUGUACGGUAACUUCAUGGGACGGCAGAAUGAUAACGUGACACUGAAGAUCUCUCGCCAGAACCUGCCCAGCACUUUUGGGUCAGCCACUGAGAGCAAGCCGUACCCUCCCAUGCUGGUCGAAGCCACUCUACAGCUGUACAGCAAAAAGAAAGAGCUUCGUUUUGUCGGCCUGACGGUCAGCCAGAACCACGUCUUCACACACAAAACCCCAGAGCUGGUGGUGGAGAAUGUGCUGGACCUGGCCAGGCUGAAGAGUGAAGAUUCACCUUUCAUCGUCGAAGGUUCACUCUCCGGAGCAGUGUUUAUCAAGGUUCAGCAGGUAGGGGAUCAUCUGCUUCAAGAAGAUUUUAACAAAGACUCUUCUGAAAGUCACAUAGCUGCAUAAAUUAUGGUCCAGAAUUGUUUGUUCCAUAUUUGUAGUAGAUUUGGUAUCAUUCUCCUUUAUUCUGGAGAACAUAUGAACCCACUUGUGGAGAACUGAACAUUUUAUAUUCACAUUUAGCAACACAAUCAAGAACUGUGUACAGUGGAUUCAGUUAUUGGUAAAGUAAAAUAAAUUGUAUUCUCAAAAACAUUUAAGUUAUUUAUCUUAUAAUGUUCAGGUGUUUUAAAAUAAGUCUAUAAAAUCGUGAGUUACUGUAAUACUUUCAAAAAUGUGUAUCUGUGUUGUGUAUUCAUUUAACUUGUUGCCACAAGUCUUUUUGCCUUGCAGUAGGUCUGUUGUGAUACUUCUCACCUUAUGGUUUUUUCUAACCCUGUACCAAUUAUUUUUUACUCCUUUUAAAAAGGAUGUUGGCUAUUUACAUACUUUAUUUGCUUUUUAAAUAAUAAAUGUAUCUUUACUAAAAAUAUUAAUUAAAUUAUGAAUUAUGCUGUUAUUCUUUGAUCCAUUUUUGAUCAUAAAAAAUAUUUUCUUUUUAAUAGGCCUAGAUAUAUAUAAGAAUACAAGGAAUGAAUCAAAAGUAUAUACAAGCAGUAUGCUCUUCUAUGAUUUUUUUUUCUGCGAGCAGUACUUUUAAAAAUUAAAUGU
Molecule: messenger RNA, 2387 nt
Organism: Physella acuta
Lineage: Eukaryota; Metazoa; Mollusca; Gastropoda; Physidae
Product: BTB/POZ domain-containing protein 17
Molecular function (GO): protein binding
Source: RefSeq, a predicted model, not a curated record